Molecule: messenger RNA, 873 nt
Organism: Tetrapisispora phaffii CBS 4417
Lineage: Eukaryota; Fungi; Ascomycota; Saccharomycetes; Saccharomycetales; Saccharomycetaceae
Product: syntaxin
Exons: 1
Coding region: 1-873 (290 amino acids)
Biological process (GO): intracellular protein transport; exocytosis; vesicle fusion
Cellular component (GO): plasma membrane; SNARE complex; endomembrane system
Molecular function (GO): SNAP receptor activity; SNARE binding
Source: RefSeq, a predicted model, not a curated record
AUGAGUAAUCCAUAUGCUACUGAAAAUCCUUACGAGGAGAACUAUGAAUUAAAUGAUACUCCUAAUAAUAAUAACAAUGCAUCAGGUAAUGAUUUUGUUGAAUUCAUGAGUAGUAUUAAUGUAAUUAAUCAAGAUUUAAGUAAUUAUGAGAAUAUUGUCAAUCAAAUUGAUAUAUUACACAAAAGAUUAUUGUCUGAAGUCAAUGAAGAACAGGCCAACCAAACAAGAAACUCUUUGAAUGAUUUGGUAUCGCAAGCUACUGAUUUACAAUAUCAAUUAAAAGAUAAAAUUAAAGAAGCACAAAGAUUAGGUUUGCAUGACACUAAUAAACAAGCUCAAGCUGAAAAUUCAAGACAAAAAUUCUUGAAGUUAAUUCAAGAUUAUAGAAUUAUUGACUCUAAUUAUAAAGAAGAAAAUAAACAACAGGCUAUUAGACAAUAUAAGGUUAUUCAACCUGAUGCUACUGAAGAUGAAAUUGAAGAUGCUAUCACUGAUGUCGGUGGUCAGCAAAUUUUCUCUCAGGCUCUUUUAAAUGCUAAUAGACGUGGUGAAGCUAAGACUGCUUUGGCAGAAGUUCAAGCAAGACACCAAGAAUUGUUACAAUUAGAAAAGACAAUGGCUGAGUUAACUCAAUUAUUCAAUGAUAUGGAACAACUAGUUGUUGAACAACAAGAAAACAUCGAAGCUAUUGACCAAAAUGUCGAAGCUGCUCAGCAAGAUGUUGAACAAGGUAUUGGUCACACAAAUAAGGCCGUCAAGAGUGCCAAAAACGCUAGAAAGAAUAAGAGAAGAUGUUAUAUUGUUUGCUUCUUAAUCAUUGUAGUUAUCAUCAUCGCUGCCGUUGUUCCUUCUGUUGUUGCUACCCAAGUUUAA